AGUUGGUGAACAGGAGAAGGACAAGUAAACCCUUGAUGUAAAUCGCCGGGGCCGUACGAUACCGUCGCUUUCCCCGAGACGGAAUCUAUCUUCUUCUUCCUCUCGAGCCAUAUCCAUAUCCAUCGACGUGGCGGCACCGGAAUGCGUGUUCCUGUUACGCAGUCUCCAAAUCCUCAAGCUGCGCCGACGAACGCUUCCUGAUCAACUGCCUCUCUCAUCUUUACUUUCCAUCUGAGCAAAAAUCUGGAUCCGCGGACUCUUGUUUUGGUUCCAUUGUAAACCCUAAGCGAUUCCGUGGUUUUAUUUUUCUCUCGCUGUUUCGUUUUACUUAUUGGUUUCGGAUCUGAAUCCGGAUCUUGUUCGAGCAUCGGAGCCCUAAUUUAUUGCGUCCUCUCAGUUGUAAGAGACCCGUGUUGGUUUCAGAGGUAACAGGUUCGUAGUUCGCGUUAUCUGUUUGGCAGGAUGCGCUUCGGGAAGGUAUUAAAAGCGUUGGAUUGAUUUGAAGGCUUCGAAUCGUCUGGCGCGUUUGUUUACGUGUAUUGUGAUGUGUAUGUUGUGGAGUGUCUUUAAAUUCAAGUGUGAGUAAGGUUAAAUAACCGAGAGAUGUCAGUUGAGAGAUCGUUUGAGGCAUGGGAAGAGGUGCAACGGCAUGGGCAAGAUUUGGCGGACAGGCUUGCGCAGGGUUUUUCGGGCUUGAUUCAGUCCCACAUUACUCCUCCAUCGUUCCCUUGGCCUAAUACUCAAAAACCAAAUCUGUUCGAUGUUGAUUUCCCAACCCAGGGUUUUGGUAAAAGGGAUUUUGGUCUUGCAACGGAUACUUCUGGAAUCAGUGGGGUUUCAGCUAUUUUUGAUAUCGGGAACAGGUUAGGGCAGGCUGGGGCGGACUUUGGGGCAUGCUUGAAUGGUGUGGUUCAGCAGUUCUUCAGGAGGUUGCCAGUGCCAUUUCGGCAAGAUGAGAAUGUGGUAGCAUCGCUGAGGACGGAGCUGAAUAGUCAAAGGACUGACGCGGGUCUAGCUAUGCAGGAAAAUCUAGGUUCCCUGGCAGAUCAGUUUCGAGGCUCUGGCUGUGCUGAGAAUGAAAUAACUUCUGAUGAUGCGUCAAUGGACGAUGAAAUGUCUAGCUUUAAUUUGAAGUUGGCUGGCCUUUUUGGUAGAUCACAGGGGACGUUUAAUGUUACAUCCACUUAUGACAGUAGAACACAUGAUGUGGAAGGUUCUUUGGUUGCAAGAGGAGACUUGUGGAGGGUGGAGGCAUCACAAGGUAGUUCGACAUCAGGGAAUCAGAAUUCGUCCAUGUUCCUCGUGCAACUUGGACCAGUUCUCUUUGUUCGUGAUUCAACACUUCUUCUGCCAAUUCACCUGUCAAAGCAACACUUGCUUUGGUAUGGUUAUGAUAGAAAGAAUGGAAUGCAUUCUCUUUGUCCAGCUGUAUGGUCAAAGCAUAGAAGGUGGCUAUUGAUGUCAAUGCUAUGUCUCAAUCCAUUGGCAUGUUCGUUCAUGGAUUUGCAGUUUCCAAAUGGUCAGUUCACGUAUGUUUCUGGUGAGGGAUUAUCCACCAGUGCUUUCCUACCUUUUUGUGGGGGCCUGCUUCAAGCUCAAGGACAAUAUCCAGGAGAAAUGAGGUUCAGUUUCUCUUGCAAGAAUAAAUGGGGAACGCGCAUCACACCCGCAAUACAAUGGCCUGACAAAUCGUUUACCCUGGGUCUUGCACAGGCUUUAGCUUGGAAGCAAUCUGGUCUCAUGGUUAGGCCAACCGUCCAAUUCAGUGUGUGCCCAACAUUUGGUGGAAGCUAUCCUGGGUUGCGUGCAGAACUAGUACAUUCUGUUAACGAGGAGCUGAGUCUGAUGUGUGGUUGUGCUUUCAUGACACAUCCGUCUGCAUUUGCAUCAUUAUCUCUUGGCAGGUCCAAGUGGAAUGGAAAUAUUGGGAACUCGGGGAUAGUUGUGAGAGUUGAAACUCCUCUCAGCAGCGUUGGCAGGCCGUUCUUUUCUGUUCAGUUAAAUAGCGGUAUUGAGUUUUGAUAGCAACCUACCUGUCCUGGGGAUCGGUUAAAAAAGUGUAAAUAAAAACCAGCCUUUACCUCAUUCCUGUUCGAUAGUUAAAAAAUGUGAAUGUAUGUGCAUUGUGAAUAUCUUUGUGAUCUGUGAACCUCUGAAAGUGAUGCAGCUUCUUGAUGCCCCGUGCAACUUUGU
Messenger RNA from Diospyros lotus (date-plum), 2193 nucleotides. RefSeq lists its product as uncharacterized. NCBI's taxonomy places the organism in Eukaryota, Viridiplantae, Streptophyta, Magnoliopsida, Ericales, Ebenaceae. The record is from RefSeq and is a predicted model, not a curated record. The transcript is spliced from 7 exons. The coding region runs from base 604 to 2022 and encodes 472 amino acids.